Neopsephotus bourkii (Bourke's parrot) is the source of this 1537-nucleotide messenger RNA. RefSeq names its product RAB8A, member RAS oncogene family (gene RAB8A). NCBI's taxonomy places the organism in Eukaryota, Metazoa, Chordata, Aves, Psittaciformes, Psittacidae. The transcript is spliced from 8 exons. The record is from RefSeq and is a predicted model, not a curated record. The coding region runs from base 92 to 715 and encodes 207 amino acids. Gene Ontology annotation, molecular function: GTP binding; GTPase activity. Gene Ontology annotation, cellular component: trans-Golgi network transport vesicle; plasma membrane; dendritic spine. Gene Ontology annotation, biological process: protein secretion; cellular response to insulin stimulus; regulation of exocytosis.
CGCCGGGCUCUUCCCGUCAGAGUCGGCGGUGACGCGCGCCGGGCUCAGCCAAUGAGGGCGCGGCGGGCGCGAGGGGGCGGGGCCCGCGAACAUGGCGAAGACGUACGAUUACCUCUUCAAGCUGCUGCUCAUCGGCGACUCGGGCGUGGGCAAGACCUGCGCGCUCUUCCGCUUCUCCGAGGACGCCUUCAACGCCACCUUCAUCUCCACCAUCGGUAUUGACUUUAAAAUCAGAACCAUCGAGCUGGACGGCAAGAGGAUUAAGCUGCAGAUAUGGGACACCGCCGGGCAGGAGCGAUUCCGAACCAUCACAACCGCCUACUACCGGGGAGCCAUGGGCAUUAUGUUAGUCUACGACAUCACCAAUGAGAAAUCGUUUGAGAACAUUCGGAACUGGGUCAGGAAUAUUGAAGAGCACGCCUCUCCCGAUGUCGAGAAGAUGAUCCUGGGGAACAAAUGUGAUGCCAAUGACAAGAGACAAGUGUCCAGGGAGCAAGGGGAGAAGCUCGCUGCCAGCUUCGGGAUUAAGUUCAUGGAGACCAGUGCAAAGGCGAAUAUAAACAUAGAGAACGCAUUUUUCACUCUGGCAAGAGAUAUCAAAGCGAAAAUGGACAAGAAGUUGGAAGGCAACAGCCCCCAGGGCAGCAACCAGGGCGUCAAAAUCACCCCGGAGCAGCAAAAGAAAAGCAGCUUUUUCCGAUGUGUUCUUCUGUGAGGGACACGGCCUUACCCCGAGCGGCUGCUCCCUGAGCUGGACUCUGCCUGUUGCGAGCGGGCUUUCCUGUGGCUGUGGACUUUGCAUUCUCAACCCUGUCACGUCGUGACCGUACGAGUAAGGAAUUGCUUCUUUUAGGAAUUGUCUGACUCUUCAAGUUUGGAGAUGAACCAAGUUUAUUUCAGUGAGAUUGCCCCGGGGCGUGUUGUCUAGCAGAGGGAGUGCAGAGCACCUGGGACCUGUGCUACAGCACCUUUGCUGGCAGGCUUCUACCUUCUGGUUUGUAUCUGUGAUAUAUCCAAUGUGGACAGAUGAAGUUACAACCAAAACAAGAAAUGGAAACGCCAGUACUAGUGAAGUACGGGUAUGUGUAGGUGAGACGUGUGUGUAGCCACGUCUAGAGGUGCGUAUAGAGCUGUUGCUUCAAAACAGCAAAGAAUUGUGCUGUUGUGAGCAGUAGAGGCUUGUACCUUCUUGGAAGGUAGAAGGAAGCUUUCUGGAUCUCUGCCUCUUGGCUGCUAUAGAGAAAACCCCUUUAUCUGCCUGUUACAGUUGUGUCACUGUGGACAAUCUACAAGUACUUUUGAAGUUAAAAAAUAACCCUCCUCAAAAGAAUCUCUUAUUUUUUUAAGAAACCAAAGUGUGCUGUAAAUGGAAUGGUUCCUUCCCGGCAGGAAUUAUCUUCUCCUUGUUAGACGUGACUGCUUUAUUAAGUACUCCAGAUGUUCAGACAUGUUUCAGAGGAGAUGAUGGCUAGAGCAAGUCCCGUGCAAAUGGUCUGUGGUCUGUUCUUAGAGAAACAGGCCUUGGUUCGGGCAGGGA